Cryptosporidium muris RN66 is the source of this 813-nucleotide messenger RNA. RefSeq lists its product as uncharacterized. The transcript has 2 exons. Gene Ontology annotation, biological process: transcription initiation at RNA polymerase II promoter. The record is from RefSeq and is a predicted model, not a curated record. Gene Ontology annotation, cellular component: transcription factor TFIIA complex. Lineage: Eukaryota; Apicomplexa; Conoidasida; Eucoccidiorida; Cryptosporidiidae. Bases 1 to 813 code for a protein of 270 amino acids.
AUGAACUCUGGAAAUAUUAUGGAUUUAUACUUAAAAAUUAUAGAUAGAACUAUUGAGAAAUCUAGAGGAUUACAGGCACCAGAAGUUCUUGAGAAAUUAAGACAAAAGUGGAUAUCUAAAUUAAAUGAUUAUUAUUGUGAUGUUGAGAAAGAUCUUUCAUAUUCUAUUGCUGAAUCAUGGAAUUUAGAAAGUGAUCAUAUCUAUGUACCAAAACUUGAAGGAGUACUCCCAGUAAAAAUUGAAACAGAUAACUUAAAAAAACCUAUGCCUAUAAUUACUUCAACAAAUAUUACAAAUUUAGUAACUGUGGAUGAUAAAUAUGAAGAUGAUGAAAUGAAAUCAAAACGUAUACGAAAAGAUAAUACUGAUAACAAAGAACUAAUUAAUAAUUCAGAAGUUCAAAUAGAAAAAAAUAUUGUAGAUUGUGAAAAUCCUAAAACAUCUGAGGUUCAAAGAGAUCAAGUAAAUUCUUUUGAAACAGAUGAAGAUGAAUUUGGUGGAGUAGAAUGGGAUAUUAUACCAACUGCAUCAUCUCAAUUAUCUAUUAAACAUGAAGAACAAAUUAACAAAGAUAAUGGUGAAGAUUAUACAUAUUCAGAACAAGGAUCAAACUUAGAUGAUAUAUCUGAUCUUGAAGAUGAAGAACCUUUUUGUAAUGAUAUAGUUGUUGGACACUUUGAAACUGUUGCUAGACCAUAUUCUCGGAAAAAAAAUCAAAAAGGUAAAUGGAGAAUAAAAAUAAGAAAAGGUAUAGCUCAAAUUGGUAAUGAGGAAAUAUUUUUUGAUACUCUUAUAGGAGAAUUUGAUUUUUAA